AUGCCUCCGCUCGCAUUCCUCUGCCGCUACCUCCCCGCGAGGUUCAUGCUCGCCUCCACUUCAUCGCUUCAAGGAAUCGAGUGUCUGUUAUCGAUCCUGAGUUGCGUCUGUCUGUUUGUUUCCCUGAGCAAAGGCUUCUCGCGCGCCCUCGGUUGGUGGAGAGCCCCAAGCCUCCUCCUACUGCCUUUAGUGCUCCACAAGUUCGUUGCGUCUCAGCUCUUCAACCACGGCGACGGCACAGCGAAAGAGGCUUGUUACCCCAACCCGGCGCAGGCAUUUCAGGCUGAGAACAAGCAACCGGAAGAAGCACUGGACUACGCAUCCACGUUUGCCAUUAUUUCCUCUCCUAUGAUUAAGUUGAUCGAAACUUUUGCUGGUUUUUGUAAGGCUCAGAGAGCUGCCUAUAGAGAGAAGGUGCUAAUUGAAGCAGAGAAACAGUUUCAGGACGAUUUCAAUUUUUUGAAGGAAAAGUUAUUAGUUGAUUUUGGCCAAUUAGUGGAUGUCCAACGUAUUGACAGUAUUUGCCAAGUUAUGUGCGACAAGUUCAAGGGUUGUUGUUCGGUUUGCAAGACAAGGUGCAUUGAAGCUGUAGUCGAUUCUGUGAAAAUUAUGGUUGAAGCAAUGUCUAUCAAGCAUCAGGAGAUUUUGAAUUCCAUAGACCCUCUAGUGAAAACGAUGGCUGUUAAGUCAAAUGAGAAAUACACCCAUACUGAUAUCAAUGUGCAACCAGCUAUUGUUAAGUCAGAUGAGAAAGUCGUUGUUGCGGACAUUGUUGAGUCAUCUGAUAGGAAAGGUCUUGGUGUGGGUACUAGCAAUCCACUGGUAACAGUGCCCAUACAUCUGAACACACCAGUCGUUUACAGGUCGGAUGCAAAUACUGCAACUUCUGUGAAGCCCCCAGCGGAGCGUGUUCAUCCACUCAAUAAGCGAUUCCAUUUCUCCAAAACUGACAAGUUGGGUCGCUUUCCACGUACAAACCUCUUCUCACCUGUGGGUCUUUUUGACCUCCACAUUUCAGAUGAUGAAAGUGACCACAAAAAAAAUACUGCACCUGAUAAUGCUAUAUGUCCACAUGGGUCAGAUGUCAUUCCAAUCGGGUUAGGUCAUUCUGCUUUGCCUACAUGCACCCAUGGUGUUCACCCUACUCCUCCCAAUGUUGUAUUACAACCUUUAGUUAAGUCACAUGCAAAUUCCUCUAGAAGCCUUAUUGAGUUGUGUCCUGAAAGUGAUACAACAGCAGUAGCCAACAUUGAUGUACCAGAGAAGGUUGUUUCUGUGCUAGUUUCUCAUGCUCAAAAGUCUCAUGCUGAUGGGGCAGUUCCUCCAGUGAAUGCCACAUUCUUUGAGCCAACAUUAGCAUGUAAUCUUUCAACACUGAACUCAACAGAAAGGCCUAGGAAGUCCGAAGGGAUAAGUGGCAAAAAUCAAGAUGUUAUUGUUAUUGACGAUCAUGUGAGAGCGGUUCAGGAGGUUCACAAUGUUGUUGGUGAAAUGGUUGGUGCUAGUUUACAUGGCAGUAGAAGAUCUAAAUCAACAGCUAUAGUUGACCAAAUGUACAAUGAUAGGAAUAUAUUCAAUGAUCGAGAAGCUAGGGAAAAUUUGUUGGGAAAUCAACUAGAAGUGGCAAAUGUAGUCAGAAGUGAUGUUCAGUAUAUUGCAUCAAAGUUUUCACGAGCACUUGAUGUUUCAACUGCCCUUCCAUCUACAUUUGGUGCACAAUCAGACCUUGUUUAUGGACAUAUAGCUAGACGAAAUGCAGGUUAUUUUUACGUGGGUAGCACUGAUUGA
Molecule: messenger RNA, 1788 nt
Organism: Zea mays
Lineage: Eukaryota; Viridiplantae; Streptophyta; Magnoliopsida; Poales; Poaceae
Exons: 9
Coding region: 1-1788 (595 amino acids)
Source: RefSeq, a predicted model, not a curated record